GAUGAUAACUGUUGUGAAUCGAACUCAGAACACAAUUGUAUUAUCUUCAAAAUUCAAAAUUUUAUAAUGGGAAUUUCAGAAAAAAUGCAAAGCAAAUGGUACAUGCUCUCCCUGACCGGGUCGCUGAGUAAGGUCAACACCUUUGUGAGAAAGUAUACAGACCAAUCGGAGCGCGGUGGUGUGCUCAUUGGCAAGAAGAACGAAUGGGAAAGAAGAAAUUUUAGCCAGCCGAAAGAUACCUUGCCAAAUGACUCCAUAAUCUCGAACACCAGUCGAAGCAGUGGCGACAGCAGUCGCAGGACAAUGAAGAGAAGCAACAACUCCAAAACUCUCGAUGUUAGAAUCGAAUGCAAGAGGGCAAAGUGCGACGAGAAGGCUGUUGUAGCAGACUCUCCUCGCAUGCGGGAGUUCUUCAAGGAAGUUAAACAGCGGGAACUCAAGGAGUACUACCUCCGGAUGAGGGCCGCCCAAAGAAUGUCACAGCAAAUCGAAAGGCGAACGGAGCGCGACAUAAUGCACAAUGUAUACUGCAGGGGACCCAAAAAAUUGUGUUAAGGACAGUGGAGGGGUGG
Drosophila obscura is the source of this 572-nucleotide messenger RNA. RefSeq lists its product as uncharacterized. NCBI's taxonomy places the organism in Eukaryota, Metazoa, Arthropoda, Insecta, Diptera, Drosophilidae. The record is from RefSeq and is a predicted model, not a curated record. Bases 67 to 555 code for a protein of 162 amino acids. The transcript has a single exon.